AUGGCUGACGGAAAACCAGUCGGUGAUGUCCAGAAAGGUCCAUCUCGCCAUUGGACCAGCCCCUCGCCCGUUGACGCAAACCCAAGACUCCGGACAGGCUUCUAUACGUUUGCUUGGCACUAUGAUCCCUGCUGCCACGCAGAAAAUCCAGUAUGGCUUGCAUGGAUGGGGAACCGCACCAAAGUCCCAUCUAUGACAGAAAGAGUGUCCCAGUGCCAGACAAAGCCGACAACAGUAGCAACAGCCACUCCAGGGCCGCCUUCAAACAGGAUCGAGCUGCACAUCAUGUCUACCGCUCCCACAGUGUACCUGCCCAUUCUUGACAUGGUCAAGGGCCACCUUGCUGUCAACUCGGUUUUCGUCUUCCUUGUCAUUGUCGUCGUCUCACUCAGAGUCCUAGGCCGUUGCAUAGGACCCGGCCUCGGUUGGGACGAUGCGCUUGUCGUUGCAGCGAUGCCGCUAGGCGUUGCCAUGCAUAUUUGCAGUGGCUUUUUUGCCCCUAUUGGCAACGGUUACAAUCUUGCCGAAUACCCUCACCUUGUUGCCAAUGUUCCCUUUAUCCUUCAGCUCACCUUCGGCAUGCAACUUGUCUACGUCACGCUUCUCGCCCUCACCAAGGCCAGCAUGCUCUGCUUCUUCCUUCGCGUCUUCUCGACGCCCUGGAUGAAGCGAGCCUCCAUAAUCACACUGGCAGUCAUUGGAGUCUGGUGGAUUUCCUAUGUCUGCGCCUGCAUUUUCAUCUGCGACCCCGUCAGUGCACAGUGGACUGGCGUUGGCAAGUGUGGCCAGUACAUCUCCAUGAUCCAGUCUCUGAUUGCCACCAACGCCAUCGGUGACGUGGUCAUCAUGAUGAUGCCGAUGAAACAGAUCUGGAGUCUCAAGAUGCGCAAGACGGACAAGGUCGGUGUUUCGGCCUCGUUCCUUCUGGGCCUGGCCUGCGUGGUCAUCGCCAUCUUCCGGUUGAUCUACAUCAGCACCGUCGACCUCAACAGCAACGUAACGGGGACCAUGUCGACGACGAUUCUGCUCUUCACCCUCGAGCCAAACCUGGCCAUCCUGUGCAUCAGCAUCCCCAUGCUGAGGCCCUUCUACGUCCUAUACAAGAAACGGAUGGGCAGCAGCCGGCUCACCGAGGACAAGUCCGGGUACAACAACGGACCGAGCGGAAAUGGCUACGCCAAGAACAUGUCGAACCACUCGUCCAGCGGCAUGCCCAGCCGUUCUGCCCAAGGCACCGGAGCCCCUACCAGCAACUGGGAGCUGGACGACUACAAGACGAACAAGGUGACCGUCACGACGACCGGGGAUGGGGCCAGCAUCGACAAGCCAUCUGUGAGGCCAAGCGGGCCCUUGGGCGACAUCCGAGUCGACACUGAGUGGCAGGUCAGCCGCAUAUAA
This is a messenger RNA of Pyricularia pennisetigena, 1398 nucleotides long. RefSeq lists its product as uncharacterized. Lineage: Eukaryota; Fungi; Ascomycota; Sordariomycetes; Magnaporthales; Pyriculariaceae. Bases 1 to 1398 code for a protein of 465 amino acids. The transcript is spliced from 4 exons. The record is from RefSeq and is a predicted model, not a curated record.